Hyaloperonospora brassicae is the source of this 1584-nucleotide messenger RNA. NCBI's taxonomy places the organism in Eukaryota, Oomycota, Peronosporomycetes, Peronosporales, Peronosporaceae. The record is from the annotation of a GenBank genome assembly.
AUGCUCGAGGCGCUGUUCGCGUCUCCCGAGGUGCUAAGCCUCGUGUCGGCGGCCGUGUUCCUCACGCUGUGCUGGGCCAAGUUGGACAAGGCCCCUGCCGCCAACGCUACUGGCGACAAGGUCAAGCACGCCGUCGUUCUGCCGGGAACUCUGCCCCUGCUCGGCAACGCCAUUGAACUCGCGGCCAAUGCUCCGCGAAUGCACGACUGGCUGGCCGAUCGAUUUGCUGCCACCGACGGCGAGGCGUUCGUGGUGCGUCUCCCCGGGAAAGACGACGUGAUGUGCAUCGCCAAGCCCGAGCACCUCGAAGCUGUGCUCAAGACGCACUUUGACCACUUUCCCAAGAGCACCUACAUCCACGACGUGUUCUACGACUUGCUGGGCCACGGCAUCGUCUUGACGAACGGCGAGACGUGGAAGCGUCAGCGCAACGUCGUUGUCAAGCUGUUCAGUGCUCGAGCGCUACGUGAGCACAUGACUCCGCUCGUGCAGCAGUACACCAAGCAGCUGGUCGGUAUCUUGGCGGACGCGGUAGCGUCCAGCACUCGUCUUGAUGUGUGUGACCUCUUGCACCGCUUCACGUUCGACGUGUUUGGCGAGAUCGGACUGGGUGCCAAGAUGGGCUCCAUGCGCGGAGCUUACCAGCCGUUCGCACGAGCGAUGGACGAGGCGCAGUUUCUCGCCGGGAAGCGCUUCAAGCAGCCCGUGUGGUACUGGAAGCUCCGUCGAUGGCUCAAUGUGGGCGAUGAGCGCAGGCUCAGGGAAGACGUGCGCGUGAUUGAUGAGCACCUGAUGGGCUUCAUUGCAGAUGCCGUUGAGCGUCGCCGCUUGCGCGCAGCGAGGCAGAAGAGAGCAGAGCAGCCAGCCCCUCAUCCCGACAAGGACAUUGUGUCCAUUGUGCUUGACACAAUGGAGUCUACAGGUCUGGCGAUGGACCCGGAGGAAGUGCGCAACAUCGCUUUGGCCUCCAUCAUCGCCGGUCGAGACACGACUGCCGACUGCAUGAGCUGGUUGAUUCACAUGCUGAGCCAGAAUCCUGCGGUCGAGACCAAGCUGCGCAACGAGAUCUUGGCCCAGAUCCCUGAUCUGAGCUCUGACAUGGCCUACACGCCGUCGAGUGAGGACGUCAACCGGGUGCCGUACCUCGAGGCUUGCAUCCGCGAACUCCUCCGGCUGUACCCGUCAGCGCCUUUGAUUACCACGCACUGCGUCAAAGACACUGUGUUCUCAGACGGCACAUUUGUGCCCGCGAAGACGGACAUUGGCAUUGCACUGUUCUCUGCCGGACGUCUUACAAGUGUGUGGGGCGAAGAUGCGCUGGCGUUUCGGCCGGAGCGGUUCCUCGACAGCGACACAGGUGACGUCAUGCCGAUGAGUGCGACCAGGUUUGCUCCGUUCAGCGCCGGUCCUCGUGUCUGCGUCGGCCAAGCUCUGGCCUUCAUUGAGAUGAAGGUCGUGCUUGCGAGUGUCGUCGGUCGCUUCUUCAUGGUCCCUGAGCCUGGUCAGAAGGUCGCCUACACAGAGGGCAUUUCGCUCGGUAUGAUGACCCCUCUCAUGAUGCGACUCGAGUCAGUGAAGCGAUGA